GAUUUUGGUUUCAGAAGUCUCCAAAGCUAAGAGAGCCGGAGUCGUAAGCCGCCACAUUACCCCAUCCAGUCAUGACUCAUCCUGUCCAUGUUCAGGAGCAGUACAGUGGGGUAUUAUGACAGGGAUAGUUUGACUUGAACAUCCACCAAAUUGCCAAUGUAUCCCCCUCCUCGCUAGUCUGUAGUCAGUACCCGGUCAUCCCUUCACGCGCCAUGGCAGCUUCGGUCGCCAGAAACGCUAAGGAGUACCCCGGGAAACUGACGCUCUACGUCUUCGUCACCUGCGCCGUUGCUGCCACCGGCGGCCUGAUCGUCGGCUAUGACAUCGGCAUCUCCGGUGGUGUGACAUCCAUGGACACGUUCUUGGAGAAAUUCUUCCCUUCGGUGUACCACAAGGAGCAGAUGGCGCAUGGCAGCAGCAGCAGCCAGUACUGCAAGUUCGACAGCCAGCUGCUGACUGCGUUCACUUCGUCGCUGUACCUCGCCGCCCUCGUCGCCUCUUUCUUCGUCGCUUCCGUCGCUCGCUCCUUCGGCCGGAAAUGGUGCAUGUUCGCCGGUGGGGUGUCGUUCCUCGCCGGCGCGGCCCUCAAUGCCGCCGCGCAGAACGUCGCCAUGCUCAUCGUUGGUCGCAUUCUCCUGGGAGUCGGCGUCGGCUUCGCCGGAUUGUCCAUUCCAAUUUAUCUGUCGGAGAUGGCACCUCCCCGCCUCCGGGGCACGCUGAACAUCGGGCUGCAGCUAAUGAUCACCGUCGGCAUCUUCUCUGCCAAUCUGGUCAACUACGGCGCCGCCAAGAUCAGAGGCGGCUGGGGCUGGCGUGUGAGCCUCGGCCUCGCCGCCGUCCCGGCCGGCAUCAUCACCGUUGGCUCGCUGUUCCUUCCCGACACGCCCAACUCGCUCAUCAGCCGUGGUCACCACGAGCAGGCGCAAAGAGUCCUCCGUCGCAUCCGCGGCACGACUAUCGACGUCGCCGACGAGUACGGCGACCUCGCAGCGGCCACGGAGGUGUCUGACACCGUCAAACGGCCGUGGCGCGACAUCUUGGAGCGCAGGUACCGCCCGCAGCUCACCAUGGCCGUCCUCAUCCCCUUCUUCCAGCAGCUGACCGGCAUCAACGUCAUCAUGUUCUACGCGCCCGUGCUGUUCAAGACCAUCGGGCUAGGAGGGGACGCGGCGCUCAUGACCGCCGUCAUCACGGGGCUGGUCAACAUCGUCGCGACGUUCGUGUCCAUCGCCACGGUGGACAGGCUCGGCCGGCGCAAGCUCUUCCUCCAGGGCGGAGCCCAGAUGUUUGUGUGUCAGGUCAUCAUCGGAGCGCUGAUUGGCGUGAUGUUCCAUAGGAACGGCGGCGGAGGCGUUCCGACGACAUUUGCCGCAUCCAUACUUGUGUUCAUCUGCGUCUACGUCGCCGGCUUCGCCUGGUCGUGGGGGCCGCUCGGCAUACUCGUGCCCAGCGAGAUCUUCCCUCUGGAGAUCCGGCCGGCGGGGCAGGGCAUCAACGUGGCGGUGAACAUGCUCUGCACCUUCGCCGUCGCGCAGGCCUUCCUUCCGAUGCUCUGCCACAUGAGGUCCGGCCUUUUCUACUUCUUCGGUGGAUGGGUGCUCCUGAUGACGGCGUUUGUCGUGCUUUUCCUACCGGAGACCAAGAACGUGCCAAUUGAGAAAAUGGCCGUGGUGUGGACGACGCACUGGUUCUGGGGCAGCUUCGUCGCUGACCCGGAUAGCCAUGUCCAAGUUGGACACCACGAAGUAGACGUUGCCACUGGCAAGCUCAAUCAAACGAUUGUCUAA
Messenger RNA from Lolium rigidum, 1787 nucleotides. Its product is annotated as sugar transport protein MST2-like. The transcript is spliced from 5 exons. The record is from RefSeq and is a predicted model, not a curated record. The coding region runs from base 213 to 1787 and encodes 524 amino acids. Lineage: Eukaryota; Viridiplantae; Streptophyta; Magnoliopsida; Poales; Poaceae. Gene Ontology annotation, biological process: monosaccharide transmembrane transport. Gene Ontology annotation, molecular function: monosaccharide transmembrane transporter activity. Gene Ontology annotation, cellular component: membrane.